Dacryopinax primogenitus is the source of this 993-nucleotide messenger RNA. RefSeq names its product mo25 protein. Gene Ontology annotation, molecular function: protein serine/threonine kinase activator activity. Gene Ontology annotation, biological process: intracellular signal transduction. The transcript has 6 exons. The coding region runs from base 1 to 993 and encodes 330 amino acids. The record is from RefSeq and is a predicted model, not a curated record. NCBI's taxonomy places the organism in Eukaryota, Fungi, Basidiomycota, Dacrymycetes, Dacrymycetales, Dacrymycetaceae.
AUGAACUUCUUCAAGUCCCGGUCCCGCGGGCCGAGCGACGUCGUCCGCUCGCUGAAGGACGCUGUCGCUCGAGUAGAUGGCACUCCUGCGGGGAGCGAUGGAAGGCGGAGGGCGAGCGAGGAUGUUAGCAAGUGGUUGGGAGCGAUGAAGGGGAUCCUUAUCGGUGCUGAUGGUGAGCCCUCACCUGAACUCGUCGCUCAGCUCGCGCAAGAAGUCUAUUCCUCCGAUCUCCUCCUCUCUCUCGUCACCAGCAUAGCGAAGUUCGACUUCGAAGCGCGCAAAGACGUUGCCCAGAUCUUCAACAACCUCUUGCGCCGGCAGAUCGGCAGUCGCUGGCCAACGGUAGACUAUCUCAGCUCAAGGCAGGAUGUCGUGUUUGCUACGCUGGAAGGGUACGAGAACGAGAGUAUCGCCCUGAACACGGGGAUGAUCUUGAAGGAGAUGCUCCGACACGAGCCGCUCACCAAGGUGCUGCUCUAUUCUGACCAGUUCUACCAAUUCCCACACUACAUUGAGAACACGACUUUUGGCGUGUCGUGCGACGCGUUCGCAAACUUCAAGGAUACACUCACGCGGCACAAACAGAUGGUUGCCGAGUACCUUGAGCAGAACUAUGAUCGCUUCUUCCUCACCUACGCCGCUCUCAUCGCCUCCUCCAACUAUGUUACCAAGCGCCAGUCGCUCAAGCUGCUGGGCGAGAUCCUCCUCGACCGCGCAAACUUCAACGUCAUGACGCGGUACAUCGGGAGCGAGCAGAACCUGAAGACGAUGAUGAACCUUCUCCGGGACAAGAGCAAGAACAUCCAAUUCGAAGCGUUCCAUGUGUUCAAGGUGUUUGUGGCCAACCCGAGGAAACCUACUCAGAUAGAAAAUAUCCUCCGACGAAACAAGAAUAAGCUCCUAGCCUUCCUCAACGACUUCCAUUGUGAUAGGGAUGACGAGCAGUUCACGGACGAGAAGCAGUUCUUGAUCACCCAGAUUCAGGGCCUCUGA